AUGGAGCGGGCGGUAGUGACGCGCCUGGGCGUGGUGGUGGGGAGUAUAGUGUGUGCAGCGAUCGGUGGCGCCCUACUGACCCAGUACAUCUUCACCAUGAAGAAGAAAGCCGGCCGGAAGACUAAGAUCAUCGAGAUGAUGCCAGAGUUCCAGAAGAAAACUGUCCAUAUUAGGAAUCCUGAAAGGGUAGAGGAAAUCAUAUGUGGUCUCAUUAAAGGAGGAGCAUCAAAACUUCAGAUAAUCACGGAUUUUGAUAUGACGCUGAGCAAGUUCUUACAUAACGGAAAAAGAUGUUCAACCUGUCACAACGUCAUUGACAACUGCAAGUUAAUCACAGAGGAAUGUAGGAAGAAGUUGCUGCAGAUUAGAAACAAAUACUAUCCAAUUGAAGUUGAUCCCAGCAUUAGCACUGAGGAAAAAUACCCUUUCAUGGUGGAAUGGUGGACAAAAUCUCACACCUUAUUGAUUGAACAAGGAAUUCAGAAAGAGAAAUUGGCUGCGGUGGUGAGGGAAUCGGAUGUGGUUCUGAGGGAUGGUUAUGAGGUGUUUUUCGACAAACUGAAUGAACACAACAUCCCAGUGUUCAUUUUUUCAGCUGGUAUUGGUGAUGUGCUGGAAGAGGUAAUUUCUCAGGGCGGGGUCUUCCACUCCAAUGUGAAAGUAGUCUCCAACUUCAUGGAUUUUGAUGAGAAGGGAGUCCUGAAAGGCUUUAAAGGUGAACUCAUCCAUGUUUAUAAUAAACACGAUGGAGCCUUGAAGAGCUCUGAGUACUUCAACAAACUGAAGGACAAUUGUAACAUCAUUCUUCUGGGAGAUUCGUUGGGUGACUUGAGUAUGGCAGAUGGUGUUCAAAAUAUUGAGAGCAUACUCAAGAUUGGAUUCUUGAAUGAUAAGGUGGAAGAAAGUUUAGAGAAGUACGUGGACUCCUAUGAUAUUGUACUGGUGGGUGACGAAACAUUGGAUCUAGUCAACGCUAUCCUUCAGAAGAUACUGUGAAUGGAGGACUGAAGUUUCCAGGGAACUUAGAGCUGAAAUACUCUUCUAACUUUUUGUUUCAUUGCUCAAACUAUUUAUUGAAAGUGCCCCUGUUCUUCAACACCCUGAUCUGAACAAUGUUUGUAUUUUUAAAAUCUGAACUUGGCAAAUGAAUGUGUCCUCCAAUGAAUGAAGAGAAUUUUAGCAUUUCUUAAGUCAGUUAGCCACUCAUGGAAUUGGGUCAGUAAAAGCCUGCUUCAGAGAUUUAGACUACCUCCAGGCUUCUUGGUAUAAAUUUUUUCUCUAGCAUUUGAAAAAGAUUACAUUGAUGAGUAUUGUGUGCUUGGCUUAUUGAACUCCAAAUUGCCCACGUGUACUCACAAAUUGUUUUGUCUAUACAAUGAGUAUUAGACUGUUUUAAGUUAAUUGUUUUCAAAACAUUUCGUAGUUGUAGAUAAUUCUGAGGAUACUUGUGUUUAUUUGGCCAGACCGGUUUAUUAUUAUUUUGCAUUAUCUGUUUAUUUUUAAAUGAAUUAUGUAGAUACAAAAAUGUAUGGAAAAUUAAACUAGUGAAAAGUACUAUCUUAAUACGAUCGAGUUUCUUAAUGUUGUUAUUGGACUCCUGUAAAUUCCAGCACUCUAUCAUAUUUCUAGUUUUCAUCCAAGCUUCUUUUGGAGCUGACAAACUCCUUGCCUUGUGUGAUGAGGCCAAAGCUAUAUUUCAAUUAACUGUUAAUUUGCAUGUG
This is a messenger RNA of Mobula hypostoma (lesser devil ray), 1721 nucleotides long. It is a transcript of the gene nt5c3a, whose product is annotated as 5'-nucleotidase, cytosolic IIIA. Lineage: Eukaryota; Metazoa; Chordata; Chondrichthyes; Myliobatiformes; Myliobatidae. Gene Ontology annotation, cellular component: cytoplasm. The record is from RefSeq and is a predicted model, not a curated record. Bases 1 to 996 code for a protein of 331 amino acids. Gene Ontology annotation, molecular function: 5'-nucleotidase activity; magnesium ion binding. The transcript has 9 exons.